Lineus longissimus is the source of this 2608-nucleotide messenger RNA. RefSeq names its product lysosomal proton-coupled steroid conjugate and bile acid symporter SLC46A3-like. Bases 160 to 1710 code for a protein of 516 amino acids. Gene Ontology annotation, cellular component: membrane. Gene Ontology annotation, biological process: transmembrane transport. NCBI's taxonomy places the organism in Eukaryota, Metazoa, Nemertea, Pilidiophora, Heteronemertea, Lineidae. The transcript is spliced from 5 exons. Gene Ontology annotation, molecular function: transmembrane transporter activity. The record is from RefSeq and is a predicted model, not a curated record.
AUGUACAUUUACAUGUAGUAUGCGUCUGACAUUAAAUUUAGGCAAAUUGUAUUACUUGCAAGUCAUCCAAUGACUUGACCAAUCAACCAAGUCCUAACUGUGCCGGCUUAAAAGCUUAUUGAUAGUUGGAUAUACUGUAGGACACUCAUUAUAAGAUUAAUGACCCGAAGUCACCCACCAAUUGAAAUGGAAGACCAGGAACGCGACCCGCGGAUUGCGGGACAAGAAAACGACCCGAUAAUAGAGGACAAAUUGGACCGAUCGACCUCAUCCAAUGACACGAGGUUAUCAGAUGACCUUGCCAUCAAGGUCAAAUCGCGAAGGACAAUUGUCGUGGAACCAGUCUGGUUACUCUACACAUUGGCCUCGACGGGAGCAUCCCCAGUACUGACUCAAUACCUGUAUGCCAGGUUCGAACACGGCUAUCCGAUCUUGGUGAAUCAGUCCCACAGCGGGGACAACAUGACCAAGAACGACACAAGCGCCCUGUGUGCCGACACAAACAAGUCCGACCCCUCGUUCAUCGCAAUCCAAUCCGCCCAGGCCGAGAGUGCUCAAUGGAAUAUGUACCUUCAGUUAUGUUCAUCCAUCAUAGCAAUAUUUACCACUGUGAUUUACGGCAGCCUUUCGGACGCCAGAGGACGAAAGAUUGUCCUUAUUGGUCCCUGCCUGGCAAGACUGCUAAAAUACAUCAUAGAUUCUGUUGUGAUAUAUUAUAACUUGCCUCUGUAUCUGCUACUGAUAGGCUGCACUCUUGACGGACUUAGCGGGGGCUUCACAACCGUUCUCAUGGGAGUCUUCUCCUACAUCGCGGACACCACCUCCAAAAAACAGCGCAGUUUUCGGAUCGCAGUCUUGGAAGGUUGCAUGUGCAUCUCCAUGGCCUUGGCGGAACUCGGGAUGGGGUAUUUUAUCAAAGCUACCGGAUAUCUGUAUCCCUACAUGACAUGCACGGGAAUCAUGGGUCUAACAGUAGUCUACGUUGUGUUUUUCGUACCGGAGACAAUCGUCCCCGACAAGGCUAAAACCGUCUCAAUCAAGCGAUCGUUUCGAAACAUCUACCAUGUGUACACGUUCACCGAGAACAAACGACACAUCAAACUAUUCUUGCUCUGCCUCAUGAUAUUUGCCUUUUUAUUUUCGUUUGGUGGGAAGAGCAUGCAGACGUUAUUUGUUAUGAAUGCACCUCUCUGCUGGGGGCCCGUUUUGAUUGGCAUCUACAGUGCGACGAGCGGCAUGGUCUUGCAAAUCCCUGGACUCAUUGGACUGAAAUUGCUCAAAUGCUUGAAGGUUCGGGAGAUAUGGAUUGCAGCAGCUGGCGUUGUAUCCGCCACGGGCGGAUUGGUCCUGAAUGCGUUUGCCACGACAGACCUCAUGAUGUACAUGGUGUGUGCGAUAAACUUCCUAUCUAUCUUACCCAUACCUAUGUUCCGAUCUUUGAUUUCAUGCCAAGUCAAUCCGGAUGAACAAGGCAGGGCAUUCGCGGGCGUUGCAUGUGUGGAGGAGAUCUGUAUGCUCGGCAUUAGCUUCGUAUUCUCACUCGUCUACCAGAAGACACUAUACUUUAUGCCUGGCUUUAUCUUCCUGGUGGCCGCUGGCUUUGGUGUUAUCACGCUAUUCCUAAUUGUAAUAUACCGGACAGUUGAAAAAAGGUCCGCCGUCUACGUACUGGAUGAGGUGCUCCCCCCGGAGGAAGCAGCCGUCAAUUAGAUUAGGACUGAUGGGACAGCUCGUCAUAAGGCCCACAAAGUUUGCGGGCAUGGCUGCCUGCAUGCAGCCACUCAACUGAUCACGAUAUGUAUAGUGGGUAAACUCACAUACUGCUCAGGGAAUGAUGAAAUUGAUUGUACUCAUCAGGUUCACCAAAACGGCAACAACCCAACCUCGGCCGAUACCAUCGUAACCCAUCCUGGGAUUCAUUUUUUUCUCCCUACUCGUCAUUACAAUCGAGAGGCGGAUUAUAUUGAAAACGGAUGAUCGCAUCCACCAGGUCCCAAGUGUAAGCCAUCCUGACAAUAUCAGGCCAUUUCACUCGAUACAUGCGAAAGGAGAAGCCGUGUUGUAGGCCCUGUUUGCAAGAGGAUGAGUAGCCAGUUCCGAGCAACAGGUCCCGUUCAAAGUAUAGACACCACUUUAAAUUAUCUGUGUACUGGCUAGAAAUUGUACUGUGUAUGCAGUUGUAUUCUACCUCUCUAUUAACUUCACUCAUGGGACUAACAAUUUAAAUUGUACCUCUCUAUUAAGUAGCACACUCAUGGGACUGACAAAUAUUAUUCUUAAUAGAGAGGUGUCCUGAUUUGAGAGGUUCAGUUGAAUGGGAAUGAUGGAACUGUUUGGGAUGAAAAUAAAGGUUGUCAAUAUGAGGGUGUCCUGCAACAUACGUGCCGGAUAAUGGAGGCUCCAGUCCACUGUACUUGUAGUAUAUUAUCCCCCCAUUUGGACUUUUUUAAACUGCUGGAGAGGAACGGGGCAGAGCCUCAACUAUAACAGUCAUGUCAGCUCUUUGAAUAAACCUAAUGAUUGUAUGUAAACAGAGAAUGGUAUGCAACUUCAAUGCAAAUGUUUACUGUAUAUAAAACAAUAUUCUUGAUAAAUUUUAGAGAAGAUA